Symbiodinium pilosum is the source of this 837-nucleotide messenger RNA. Lineage: Eukaryota; Dinophyceae; Suessiales; Symbiodiniaceae. The record is from the annotation of a GenBank genome assembly.
AUGGCGUCCUUCAAAGACUUGCUGAAGGAGCUGAACGUCAGGUACGAAAAUGAUGUGGCCACGCUUACGGCACAGUGCCAUCGCCUCAUCCAAGAAAAUCAGCGGCUGAAGGGGAAUGAGGAGCGCGAGCUCACAGUUGAAGUUCAACAAGAAGAUGCAGAGACAAUGGAUAAAGAAAAUGAGAAUGCUGAUGCAGUGGGUCCAACCAGGACCCAGAGGCAAGCACUCUCUGGCAUCACAGGGUCAAUGCACUUUGGGAGCAAGAAGACGGUACUUCCAAAAACGCAAAGUGCCAUCCUGGUGAACAGCCGACUGGUCCGCGUCCUCUCGACUGGGUUGGAUUGGUGGUCAAGCCUGGAAGAGCCCAAGCGUAGCGGAAUCAUCUACAAGAUUGUGGAAUCCAAAUGCUUCUGGUGCAUCUCAAUCUUGGUCAUUCUGAUUAACGCGGUCUCCAUAACUUCAAUCACAGACAUCUCUUUGGCCGAAGACUGGGGAGGAGGUAUACCGACUGCCCUCAUCAACGUGGAGAUAGCCUGCUUAACCUUCUACUUGCUGGAGCUAGUGCUUCGCUUGGCGGUGCACCGGGUCUACUUCUUCGUCAACGAAAACUCAGGUUGGAACUGGUUGGAUCUGCUUCUAGUGGCUUUUAGCAUCGUCGAAAUUGCCGUGCUUUGGGGCACGGACGGGGAAUCUGGUACUGUUUUGUACAUGCGAACCCUUCGGAUAUGCAAGGUCUCGAAAGCAGUUCGCAUUUUCCGAGUUUUGACGGCUUUUCGUGAAGCUUGGCUGGCAUGUUUACACUACACAGUAGGAGGACGCAAAGUUUUGGCAUGUUGA